Molecule: messenger RNA, 1820 nt
Organism: Penaeus monodon (black tiger shrimp)
Lineage: Eukaryota; Metazoa; Arthropoda; Malacostraca; Decapoda; Penaeidae
Product: G-protein coupled receptor moody-like
Exons: 6
Coding region: 1-1467 (488 amino acids)
Biological process (GO): G protein-coupled receptor signaling pathway
Cellular component (GO): membrane
Molecular function (GO): G protein-coupled receptor activity
Source: RefSeq, a predicted model, not a curated record
AUGGAAGGCCUCACGACACAAGCAGUGAGCAAAUUCGUGAACACUAGCGACACGACCAGUGGUUACUUUACUAUAGGAGAAGUGCAGACGUGGUCUCUCGUACUGGCAAUGAUUGUGACAUUCACAGUGAUGGUUAUUGGGUCCCUCGGAAACCUGCUAACGCUUGUCACCCUCGCGCACCAGUUCUGCAUGCCUGUUCGAUUUAGGUGCAUCAAAUACAUGACACCUGACACUGUGCUCAUCAUUAACCUGGCACUUGCAGAUUUUCUCUACUCAGCUGUCAACCUACCCUUUAUGUUCUUUACGUAUUACACUAUAUAUAAGAGUAACAUCUCAGGGAUCCCCACAGCACCUUGGGAGAAUAAUAUGGCUACCUGCAGUUUCUCAGCUUUUCUCAGAUACACCAAUGCUUUCUCUGAAUGGAUGACUUUGGGUCUUAUGGCCUUAGAGAGAUGUCUUUGCAUCUACAAGUUUCGCCACAACAGCAGACGUCCAAACAAGUGGUUUACUUGCUGGAAAACCUUUAUAUACUGCCUAACCAUAUGGAUGUUUGGUAUGGCACUGCAGAUGCCAACAUACCUCGGGGUGUACGGGAAUUUUGGUUACAACAGCAUGACCCUCAAGUGUGAUUUUAUUGACACGAAUGGAGCGAAUCCGCGCAUCCUGUUUUUCACCAUGGAGACUGCUAUCCCCUGUAUUCUCAUUUUCAUUGGAAACAAUUUCAUUCUGAUCCAAGUCUACUCUAACAACAGUCGUAUUCUUUCGGUUAUGGGAUCACACGCAUUCCAACAAGCUCAGCUUCGCCGCAGCCGAACCACCAGUGUUAUUGUUCGUCUCUUAAUCGUGUUCCUUGUGUGCGUCAUACCCAUCUGCUUAUAUAACAUCAUCUUCGUCAGAGACAACGUCUCUCUACAUGAAACUAUCCCAGAACUUGGCAUAGUGCUGUACUGUAUCUACUUCUUGCAGUAUUACAUCAACAACUUCAUAUACGUCGUUUGUUUUGAAAAGUACCGUUGCGCGUACUACCAGUUCCUCUGUUUCAUUCUCUGUCGGAAGGUGAAGGCGGUAACACCGGUCAAGACCCUUCCUUUGCGUCCAAGCGACCAAGUCUACACGAUCAGCAGCCCCCACGGUCUGCAGGUGCCCCAGAGGAGGUUUCCCCGCACUCCCUCGGAGUGUGAGGAGGAGAGGCGCUCUGAAAAUGACCCAGAAUACCAACAAUGGCAGAGAAAUUCGCCGAACAGCUCGCUCUCAUCCCAAGCCAGUUUUGGUCUGGAGAUUCCCGAGUCGCGCCUUGCCUCGUCGCUCCGGUCGCAGGGGGAAAGUGUCACCUUUGAGAGCGACGUUCCCGACAGGAGGCACACUUUCGGGAGUCUGAGCACCUGUUCGUCGAAUGCCACUCUGGUCCUGCCUGCUGCGAGGAAAUUCUCCCUCAAGAAAAAGCUCAAGAGAACUUUCUCCAGAUGAGGGUUAGCAUUUUGGAUCAUGACAAGAAACAAGGUCCACUUUCAAAAUGGUUAAAAUGUACACCCUUAUGUUGUUUAUUUCUUCUUGUAUAUUUGAAUAUGUACAUAUAUUUGUUACCAGUUACUAAGUUAUCUUUCAUUGUACAUAGUCACUAUAAUUUAUAUUAAUGAUCAUGAAAUGUGUUGUCAUCUUUUAUAUGCCGUUUCACAUACAAAUACAUGGCAGCUGUGCACGCAUAUAUAUGUAUGUAUAUACAUAUAUAUUUUUAUAAUGAAUGUGUUCAAAUAUUUUGAUACUUCAGGAAAGUUUUUUUGUAAACAAGUAUGAACAAAGGUUUUUUGUAAAUAUAUAAA